AAAACAUGAGUGUCCUCCCACCAGCCCAGGAAGAGGUUGGCGUAUGAGGUUUCCGGUUUGGUAUUAACUGCAUGGACGUCACUUCCGGCGUGCGGUCCAUGCUGACACGCACGCCGCGAUACUAGCAACACAUGGCCGGAUCUGACUACACCUGUGGGUGUCGCUAGUCGCGAUUGGGCGCAUGGGGUAUUUAAAGGGAGGGGGGAAACUCAGGAUGACUACAUCAGACCUAUUUCCCUUCACUGCUAACGACACCAUGUGUCUCUUUGUUGGCUAGCCCUGCAUCUUGGGGGACAUAAAUCGGGGCACCUCUAUCCUUGUUUGGUGCUUUUCAGUCAGGAAGACCCAUGUACCUAUCCAUGAACCUCCCGACCAACGAUCUGUACGUGAUCCGUUGUUAUUGCCAACAUCAGUGUGUAUCUAGGCAGUUGAGUUCAUCGAUCAUGCUGUAAAGUAACCGUAUGUAAAUUGCCUCCGGGCGAUCAUUUAUCUACUCUGGGUCUGAUGUCAUGUCGUAAAGGAUUAUUUAUUCCUAUAUCUAUUUACGCACGUAUCAUUGGACUGGGACGGCCAUAAUCCUUGGCAAAGGUCCCAGGACCUAUUAUACCUACCACAUAUAACCCCCUGAUGAACCCAUUGGUAUGGGUGAAACGCGUCGGGGCUGUAGGCUAUCCAUUUCAAUAUAUCUGUCUUUAAUUGUGCGUGUGUUUGUUUGUAUUAUUAAUUUUAUCCUCUUGGUGUGCCCUGUACCUCUUGGUUACGCCACGAGGGCGGUAUACAGUGGACACCUCUUUAACUAAUUCUUUCAUUGUUAUGUGCUAGUUAUCCGUUAGGAUACCACGUAUUACCCUUCCUUUUCCACCUGCCACCUCAGCAGGGACAUUUAGGAAUUUGAUAGUAGGUACGUGGACAGGGCGCCUCCACCACCAGGAGACGUCCCUGGGCAGAGGAUCAGUUUAGGGAAUCAGUGCGAGGGACUCUCUCCCCAGCCCCCCGCUUCCAUCCAUUAUUUAUCCUCUAUAUCUGACUCUACUCUGGCCUCUCCUUGGAUUUAACUGCAACAUAACUCUGUAUAUAUGUGUUUUUGUACUUUCUCAUAUUUCUAUUAAAUGAUUUAAAAUUUAGAUAUCUAACUAAUGAAUAGGGUACCCCUGCUGGACUGAUUGUUUCAUACACUAAUACCCCGUUUUUGUAUUUCUUGACAUUUGUAUUGCUGGUCCUCUACAUUAUUGUUUCUUUGCUAUGGCUACAUUCCUAACAGGAACUAUCUUUACUGAUGAUCUGAUAAAUGAAGCAAGGGACGUCUUCUCGGAUAGGGGCGUUCCCGCGCUGGACCAAUCAGCAUCAGGUAAACAGGUAUUUAGUGAUCUUUACACCUACUAUAAAGACAAUAUCAAAUCCUGGUGGGAGAUUAAGUCGCUUGAGAGUUAUCUCGAGCAAAAAAUUGUACCACGGGGACUCCGUAUUCGUAUACGGCCCGCUGACAGAAUCUCCUCACCAGGAUUCUUGGUCAGGUGGGAGGACACCCUGACUCAUAACUCCCUGUCUCUUAUGAAAUUAUUGUUGGAUGAAGAGAGAUUAUUAUUUGAAAGCACUUCCAAGAAAUUAAGGGAAAAAAUUGACACGGCCCUUAAACUCAAGGAAGAUCCAGAGUUCGCCAGAAGGGAGGCAUCUCUACAAUCGGCUGUAGUCAGGUUUCAGACGCUCAUAAAAGAGCGCAAGCACAGACAAUUUGUGCGAGACCUGGGUGAUUUUAGAGAAAAUCGGGCAUAUAUUGCCACACAGAGUCAGGUGUCUGAAUCCGAACCUUCAUCUUCGGACGUAGACACGUCUGACACCGAGUCUCGACCAAAACCGCGAUACGUGCCUUCGAAUCGGGGUCGCCCUGACUCCAGACGACAGGGCGGUCGGCGAUGGUCAGGACAAAGCGGCUAUCGUGGCAGGGGUGGAGGCUAUCGGGGUCAAGGGUAUCAACAUCCCCUCCCCGUCUAUCAGCCGCCCCCCUCCACCGGUUCUUCUCAAAACCACCAAUCCCAGCAGCCGCCACCUUCCGCUGCCUCUGCCGCCUCUUCAUCCUCCUCAUCUUUUUUAGAGAAAGGGGUGAUCCCUUACUCGCUUCGGAAUCGCUAAGAAGGGUACCUGCAGAUGAUCUCCAAAUCAUCAAUCUCUCUGCCCGGACCCUUCGCCCUGAGGAGGUGGAGGUCCUCAGGCGGGGACUGUCGUUCGUACCCACCACAGACUUUAGUACCUUCGCCUGGACUAAGGACCUCCACCUCUUCUGUAGGAGGCUCAAAUGGCACAAGUUCUUCAAGAGCUCCAACAGAGACACAUGCCGAAGACUGGGCCUGGAAGAGACGGACUUUGGAGACCUGCAGGACCUUGUUGACCUCAAUAGUGAACAUAACAGAACCCCUGGCACAGGCCCAUUUACCAAGCUUAGGCCCAAAAGUAAUAGAAUGCCACCCCCAUUGAGUUCAGAACACAUUGAUAUAUUCCUUCAGCUGGUCACACGAGACCUCGACCAGCUAGGAUAUGUGAGACCUAGAUCCUUUAACCUAUCAGUUUCGGAGAUGGAGGCACUGAGGUCAUUGGAGAGGGAUGAGACGAUCGUGAUCAAGCCAUCCGAUAAGGGUGGCAAUCUUGUCAUCCUUGACUCCUUGCUGUAUAAAAAUAUGUGCCUAGACCUCCUUAAAGAUAGAGAGGGCUAUGAGAUUCUUCAUAAUAACCCGACUGUAAUGUACUUGGGUGAGCUCAAAAAUAUCUUGGACAUGGGUUUACAGAACAAGGUGAUCAGCACCACAAAAUAUACAUUUCUCCUGCCAGUGAAACCUUUGGUAGCUACAUUCUAUGGCCUCCCUAAAGUGCAUAAGGGUACCUCUCCCCUCAAAGGCCGUCCAAUCGUGUCAGGCGUUAACUAAUUGACACAGAACUGUGGUGUCUAUUUGGACCAGAUUCUGAGGGAGUUCGUCGUGUCCCUCCCUGCAUAUACGAGGGACACGAUGGACUUCCUCAACAAGAUCAAUGCCUUGAAUCUGGAUCCAACAUGUAUACUUGGCAGUAUUGACGUCGAGGCCUUGUAUAGCUCUAUACCAUAUGAGCAUGGUAUUAGGGCUGUUGACUACUACCUGAAAACCAGAGGUACUCAUUGUUUUUCCCAUAAUGUCUUUAUUUCGUGAACUCUUGACGUUCACUCUCAAUCACAAUUUUUUUCUGUUUAAUGCACGGUUUUACCACCAGCUCAGGGGGACGGCGAUGGGCAGUCCUUGUGCCCCGUCAUACGCCAACCUCUUCCUGGGCUGGUGGGAGGACACUCAUG
Molecule: messenger RNA, 3316 nt
Organism: Bufo gargarizans (Asiatic toad)
Lineage: Eukaryota; Metazoa; Chordata; Amphibia; Anura; Bufonidae
Exons: 3
Coding region: 1243-2130 (295 amino acids)
Source: RefSeq, a predicted model, not a curated record